AUGGUCAGUGGCUGCUUGCUUGUCAGGCCGGAAAAGUCAUCAGGGCAUGAGGAAGAGGAUGUCAGGCUGCGGGUCGCUGACAUCGCAAAGCGCCCGAACGUGGCUCAUCACGUCCAGGGUGCCUCGCUGGUGGAUCAGGCCGGUGUACAGAGCCAGCACCAGAUUGGACACCAGCAGAGCGACGGCAGCCGCCCGACGCCACGCUUUGAGAUGGGCCAGCGAGGUUCCUGUGUCAUCUUCAGAGGUUCACCUGUAUACGCCUAUGGUCCAGACCACUGCCACCAGGAGGAUUUUGUAUCGUCUGAAGGCGAGAGCGCAUCCGUGAAGAAAGAACGGGAGAUGAGGGCCGAUCACAACAGCGAAGCCCUGAGAGAGGUACCAGUGCCAGGGGUGAGAGCCGUAGAAAUCGGCCACGCCGUGGAAGAUGUUGAACUUGAGGAAGUUGAGCUGCACCAAAGUCCACUGAAACGCAGAGAGGAGCAGUUACAUCCCACACCCACCGCAGGAGCCGGCGGCUCUCGACCGGAGAAUGAGAGAGAGAAAACCAGUUUUGAUGGAGAUGAUCCGGAGUACAAACCCGAUAGGAACGUAGUCGUGAGUGAUGAGUCUCAGUUUGCGUUCAUCCUGCCAGAAAUGGUAAAUCAGCAGAGGAAACCAGAGGAUCAGGGCCGUGGGUCGAACGAUCACAGCCAAAGCCACCAGAGCCAACGUUCGGAUCAGGAAGAAGAAUUUUGCAUCUGCAAACGCAGCCAGGAGCGCCUGGACGACUCGAGGAAGCCAGAUCUGCAGGAGGGCUUCACGUCCUCCUCUUUGCUCCCAAACUUCAGCCGCGACCGGAGGCUCUCCAUCCGCCCUCAGCAUACUUCACCUGUCGGGGUGUGUGAGCCAGGUGAGUCCCGCCUCAUCCGGAGGCUGACGGACGAGGGUCCAGCCAGUGGCUGGUCGACACAAACAAACUCUGUCAGCUGCCCUUUGGCUGCUGCCGCUGGACGUCUAUCUGUUUAUCAGGCUGUUUUCACACGCUGUAUCUCCCCCAAAGCAGCAACACACUUCCUGUUGGAGGAGCAGUGCUCAGAGCAGCUCUUCUUCCGCACUCAGACCCACUUCCGGUGUCCCUUCUCACGACUUCAGAGUAUAGUGACAGCCACCGGGUCACAGAGCAGCGCCUCCCGGUGGCCUCCGCUGGGGGGCGCUGUGCGCAUGCGUGCUGCUGCUCCCGACACGCAGCAGAAGAAGAAGAACGCGCUGCUGCCGUACAUAACCGUCCUGGUCGUCGUUUCUGAGGUCAUGUUUCAACGAAGACUGCCGUUCACACAGCUGGCCAUGGCCACGCUGCUGGGAGUGAUUGGUGGGAUGUAUAUCUACAGGCCUUAUUUCGAGACAGUUCCAAAGACCCCAGGACAGCAAAACCCGGAUGUGCCAAAGAAACAGAAGGAAACGGACUGA
Menidia menidia (Atlantic silverside) is the source of this 1446-nucleotide messenger RNA. The record is from the annotation of a GenBank genome assembly. Lineage: Eukaryota; Metazoa; Chordata; Actinopteri; Atheriniformes; Atherinopsidae.